CAUCUGCGGUUGCCUGUUGGCGCCUGUUUGGGUUUCCUCGCCUGCAGCCAAUAGCGGUGAACGUUGCUCAGUAGCCAGAGCCACAGCCGCCUGCUUCUGUUGGGGCGAAGGGAGGAUUCUGGCGUCUCCUUCCUCAGCAGUCGGGCGGGAGUAGCCAACUCCGGAGGUGGGGGAAAGCAUCCCUCACCCAAGCAGGGCAGCCCGCUGAAGAGAGGCCGGCUGUGGCGCCCCGGGGUCCGUGCUCGCUGGCCUGGAGUUACGCGAAGGCGGGAGAGAGCGGUUACCUCAGGGCUUGUGGCUCUGCAAGAAGCAGGGAGUUGGUGAGACAUUUCUGAGGAUGUUCCUGCUUGGCUCAAAGCUCCUGUUGCUGGCUGUCCUUUUUGGGGUGGCCCACGCAGCUCCUGCUUCAGAUGGAGAUGAGCAGCCUGAAGAAGUACUACUAAACUUUCCCAAGGAUGAAGCUAGUCUGAAUGAAAUGUUCCGAGAAGUAGAAGAGCUGAUGGAGGACACACAGUACAAGUUGAGGAAUGCAGUCCAAGAGGUGAGACUUGCUGUCCAGAUCGAUUGGCAUCUAGAUCAGACGUUUUACUGGACUCUCCAACUUUUACCUACAGACCUUCUGUUCCCUGUGUGCACCCCAUUACCUGGAGAGAGAGAGCCUUGCUAUGAUCCUUCAAACAGGCUUCUUAACCUAAUUACAUGGGAGCUGGAGCCAGAUGGAGCCCUCGAUCGCUGCCCAUGUGCACAUGGAUUCAUUUGUCAGAUGCAGAGGCAUAGCAGUGAUUCUCUGUGUGAACUCUCUUUCAAUAAGACCCAAAAUGAGGAGAAGCCUUUACCAGUGGAUGAAAUAUCACUUCUGGAUUUUGUAACCUCACACAUUCCUGGCGACUAUGGAGAGAGAUUGAUUACAGAAGUACAGGAAGGUUUGGAUGAAGACUUAACUGAUCCAAAGAAACUGGAUCUGAUUUUUGGAGAUGAAAUGUAAAGUAGUUAAGCAAGUUAAUUAGUCACACUCACCAUUCUAGCAAUUUAGAUAGUGUCUUGUUUGAUAACUCUAAACUUGCACCCCUUUUCACUACUGGAUAUAAGUGCAAUAAUUGAGAGUAUAUUCUACAUAGUUAUCUUCUUCUGCCCUUGCAUGAUCAGAUGAGGUUUUCUCUUUUCAAGCUCAAACCAAAUUCUACACUAAAAUGUCAAAAGUUGUCAAUUGACUCUUUUGUGAACAAGUUUGAGUUUUAAACAAGGCAUGAUUUGAACUUGAUGGAUAGAUUAAUUUAAGUCUAUUUAUGAUUAUUGGUGGUGGUUUGAGCUCUGCAUUUUAUGUAUAUGUUGCUUGUUUUUUCAAAAUUUGUCAAGAGCCUUCUUGAUUUUUGGACUGGGCAUUGUUUUUAUUCAGUCUUUUAAAAUAUAACUAAUGACACUGCUGUAACUGUAUUUUUGAAAAACAGCAACUACAGGGACUUGAGGUAUAAAAGAUGAGAAUAGUCAGUGUGGCAUGUAAUUUAGCAAUAAUUAGUAAAAAGCAUCUCUAACAAAGAUCUGAGUGGGGUGAAACUUUAACAUCAAAUGGAUAGUAAUCAUUCCUCUAGAUAGCUAUUUUAUCCCAUCCUAGAAGCAAGUUCUAGAAGGCAUGUAUGUUUUAUAUACAAUGCAUAUUUGCUAUUGAGCACUUACAAUAAAGCAUUAUGGUUUAAAAAAGG
Messenger RNA from Podarcis muralis (Common wall lizard), 1700 nucleotides. The record is from RefSeq and is a predicted model, not a curated record. Lineage: Eukaryota; Metazoa; Chordata; Lepidosauria; Squamata; Lacertidae.